Messenger RNA from Sander lucioperca (pikeperch), 1547 nucleotides. RefSeq lists its product as uncharacterized. Bases 318 to 1232 code for a protein of 304 amino acids. The record is from RefSeq and is a predicted model, not a curated record. The transcript has 2 exons. Lineage: Eukaryota; Metazoa; Chordata; Actinopteri; Perciformes; Percidae.
AAUCUCAGCAAUUUACCACCAGGUUGUCAUUCUUCGUUGUCUUCAAUUUAUUUGGCCUUACUCUGCAGAUCUGAAGAUGUGAGGAAAUAUGGCUAUGAAAGGGUCCUAGAGCCCUUGUUGAGGGAUCUUGCCAUUUUGGAAAGUCAAGGUAUUUUUAUUGCACAGCUUGGAGAUUUUGUUAAAGGCACAAUACAGUGUGUCAUAGCAGACAAUUUGGGAGCACAUGGAAUUGCUGGAUUUAUUGAAAGUCUAUUCAGAAAUUUCCUUACAAGUGGACAGACAAAAGUAACCGUCCUCAUGCAAUUCCCAGGACAUUCAUGCUGAAGAAAAGUAUUGGAGGAAAUGCUCAUGAAAAUUGGAGUCUUUUGCGAUUGCUUCCACUUUUGGUUGGACAGUUGGUGCCCCCAGAUGAACCAGCCUGGCAGGUCAUUUUGGACCUUAAAGAUAUCGUUGAGCUAGUUGUUGCACCAGUGCACACAACACAAUCCAUUGCUUUCCUUGAAGCCAGGAUUUGUGACCAUAGAUAUAGGUUACAAGAGGUGUUUCCGGGUUUAAAGCUGUUGCCGAAACAUCAUUUUGUGGAACAUUAUCCACAGAUGAUCAGAUUUUUUGGUCCACUAGUUGGGUUGUGGACAAUGAGGUUUGAGGCAAAACACAGUUUUUUUAAGCAGGUUGUCCGUCACACACGCUGCUUUAAAAACAUACUCUUGUCCCUGGCGGUGAAGCAUCAGUUCAUGAUGGCAUAUCACUUGGCGUCAACCACAACCGAAACAUCUAGCUUGACUGUCUCAGCUGUUUCAACUGUCUCUGUUGACAUUUUGCAUCAGGAUGUGCAGAAGGUUCUGCAGUUGAAAUACCCUGAUAUUACUCACAUUCAGCUCACAAAGAAUGCGUCUGUUAAUGGAGUUAACUACAGAGAAGGUAUGGUUGUUGUUCACGGCUCUGCUGGUGGCUUGCCAGAGUUUGCAGAGGUUAUCCAGAUGGUUGUAGUGGAGAAGAGCUUGAGCUUUAUUGUUAAAGAGCUGGGUGCAUGGUAUAGGGAGCAUUUUAGGGCAUUUGAGUUAUGUCCCACUUCACUAGUCUCCCUCAUUCAACAUGGUGCCUUGUUGGACCAGUACCCCAUGGCAGAUUACAUGAUUGGAGGCCGGCAAAUGGUGACACUUAAAAGAUUCAUACAGAUACAAGGUUGUAUUAUGGUAGUUUGUGUUGUGUUCAUACGCUGCAUGAGUUGAUACACUAAUACACUAAAUAUGGUAACAAGAGGGCUGCCUAACAUUUCUUACAGAAGGACUAAUUUUGUUUUUAGUAAAGUUAGAAAGAAUUUUCUGAGGGAAAUUAUCCAGUCAUCUGACAUCUCCCUGUACUAAAUUACCCUCAUGUUGCCAUUUAUUAUAGAAAUGUGCAUGUUAAGGAAAACAUUUGUGACUAACAUAAUACAAAUGAAUGUUCAAAUCUGUCUGUUUAAAUAUAUCAUGUUCAAAGGAAGAACUACCACACAACCACAAAUAAAGAAAAAAUAUCUAUGUUUUUCAUUCCACACAAAUAAA